This is a messenger RNA of Symbiodinium sp. CCMP2592, 336 nucleotides long. NCBI's taxonomy places the organism in Eukaryota, Dinophyceae, Suessiales, Symbiodiniaceae. The record is from the annotation of a GenBank genome assembly.
AUGGAGGCAGAAUUGAGAGCAUCCAAAGAGCGUGGCUUCUUCGGACGCCAGGGCUCCAGUGAUGCUGCGAUGGCCUCGCUAACUUCGCCUCGACCGCAGCAGAAGCUCAGCCAGGCUCGCCGCCGUGACUUCGUUGCCAAGCCCUGGCUUUUCAGGCGACCUUCCGUCGUCUCGGCUACAGGUCGCGAUCUCGCAAGAUCGCGGCAGCUUGUGACUCCGGUGGGCAGAGGUGGGCGAUGUGAUCCGCUUCCUGCAGAAGAGGUUGUCCGGGAUCUGAGAUGGGCGAAGUCUUGCGCAAAGUCGGCCGCCUGCAUAGAGGGCGAGUGGGACGAAUGA